AUGCCUGCCCUAGCGCGGAUUUCGGAGACUGUGUUUAACACUGUCUUCCGCCGAAACGCUGUCUUCCUCACGGCCGUUUUUACUGGUGCUUUCUUCUUCGAAAUUGGAUUUGACACAGCUACGAACCGAUUAUGGGACAGCUGGAACCAAGGGCGGCAAUGGAAAGAUAUCAAGCACAGAUACAUGACCGCCAACGAGGAUGAAGAAGAGUAG
Messenger RNA from Capronia coronata CBS 617.96, 213 nucleotides. Its product is annotated as ubiquinol-cytochrome c reductase subunit 9. The record is from RefSeq and is a predicted model, not a curated record. Lineage: Eukaryota; Fungi; Ascomycota; Eurotiomycetes; Chaetothyriales; Herpotrichiellaceae. Gene Ontology annotation, biological process: mitochondrial electron transport, ubiquinol to cytochrome c. The transcript is spliced from 5 exons. The coding region runs from base 1 to 213 and encodes 70 amino acids.